UUUGACAAACAAAUGGGAAGAGGUACCUCAAGGUCUUCAAGACACCCUUUGGGAUUACAUUAAGACUAUGUAUCAUAUUGACAACAAUCCACUGAAGAAAAAGUAUGUAAUGGCACACUUGAGUGACCGGUUUAGGGAUUGGAAAGCUAAGUUGGUAAGUGGACAUAUCACAAAGACAAGAAAAAUCUCGCCUAAUGCCAAACCACCUUACCUUGUAUAUGAAGCCAUCACUGAAGAAAUAUGGCAGCAAUUUGUUGCAGCUAAGACCACCGAUACAUUUAAGGAAAUAAGCGAGAAGGCACGGAAGAGUCAGUCGCACAAUCUGCAUCCUCAUUUUAUGGGGCAAAAAAGCUAUUCACAGAAGGAAACUGAAUGGGAGGUUGAAGGAAGAUACCCUUCAGUCGGAAGUACAGAUUCAACCAUGAGAAAACGACAUCUAAAUUGGAUUUUUGGCCGGCAAAAGAAAAACGAAAAAGGAGAAUAUGUUUUCCCUAAAGAUGAAGCACGCCUGGUUGGUGAAAAAAUAGACAAGGAGGUUCAGGAAGUCGAGCAAGGAAUUUGGACUCCACAUAGGCAAGAUGAUGUCUUAUCCCGUUCCCUUGGAAAGAAAGACCGUCGUGGACGUGUGGUUGCAGUUGGAGGAACAAUCGGCCAUCAAGCAUAUUGGGGGAAACCGGUUCGAAAUAAUGGAGAAUAUGAUCAUUUCUCACAAGCCGAACUAAAAAAGAUUGAAGGCGAUUUUGAGGCUAAAAUAGAGCAAGUGCGAAAGGAAACUAUAGCUAUGAUGGAAAAGAAAAUGGAGGCCGUAGUUGAGGAAAAAUUCAUUAACUUGGUGACAAAAUUAGGUCUAAAAUUGCCGGUUGGGAUGGAGAUUGGAAAGACCACAACCACUACAACCACUACGCGGAGUCGUAGCAACUCACCUUCUGUGGAGCUAGAGCCUAAUUCUGACCCAUUUGCGGAGUUGAAGAGUCCUUUAGCAUGUCGUCUGUGCCAACUUGAUGAUUCCCAACAAUUAGUAGUCGUGGCUAGGGGUGUAGCAUAUCCGUUCAAUGCUGAAGAUGUAGUACACCAUUCUGCAAUGAAGCCUGGUUAUUUGAAAGUUAGUGUGAACUCAUGUGUUCCUGGCUAUGAAACUGCACCUCUACCUGUACCCAACUUAGAGAUGAAGGAUGUUGGGGGAGCCGUAAAAAGUUUCGUCCAAUGGCCUAGAAAAUUGAUUAUAGGGGACAAGGAGUUUGUUCCGCGACGCAAGAUGAGUAGCGACCAACCGUUAGCGAUUAAUGUUGCUGUUAGUAGUGAUAUCGUUGUGGAGCCUGAUUCGUCUAUGAAGUUGAAGGUACAGGACAAGCGGGAUAAGGAAAAAAUUGUUGAUACUCAAAACACUGUUGAGUUCACUAUGGAAAGGACGCCGCUUGUUUCACAUAGUGUAAUGAAGCAUUUGAGUGAGUCAUGCAAACGACUCGCUAAUAUUCUUACUGAUCUGCCCCCUGGUGUGGAAUCCAUAUCUUUUCAAUUAGAUGCUGAGGUAUUCGGAUACAAGGAAAAUUUUUCUAGCUAUAUCUCAAAGGAGGAUGUUGUCCAACUUCUCAGCGGGGCUUGGUUAAAUAUAUCAACCAUACAAAUAUUCAUCAGGGCCUUACACGAAAAAUGCAAGAACUUGAGUGUUGACUCAAUCACAUUCAUGUGUCCGCAAUUGAUUUCAGCAACUACAUUGUUGGCAAGUUCGGAGAACAUAGAUGAAGCAUGUGAAUACAUGGCAAGGGUAAUGAAAGCAGCUUCCGAAAACAAUCAAAAGAUCCUAGCCCCAUAUCAUCAGAACAAUCAUUGGGUGCUUCUUGUGAUUUACCCUACCAUAAAUACGGUUCACGUAUUUGAUUCAAUUAAGAAGAAACGCAGCCUAGCAAUAAGAGUGGUAUUGGAUAGGUAA
Messenger RNA from Spinacia oleracea (spinach), 1930 nucleotides. RefSeq lists its product as uncharacterized. Gene Ontology annotation, molecular function: cysteine-type peptidase activity. The record is from RefSeq and is a predicted model, not a curated record. Gene Ontology annotation, biological process: proteolysis. The transcript is spliced from 9 exons. Bases 68 to 1930 code for a protein of 620 amino acids. Lineage: Eukaryota; Viridiplantae; Streptophyta; Magnoliopsida; Caryophyllales; Amaranthaceae.